AUGAAGUUCCACUUUGUCGAUAGCCAUGCAGCAAGCGAUCCCGGCUCCCGCAAGGCCAUCCGCCGUCAUGUCAUGAAGGGCAAAAACCUGGGGCGGACUAUCCAAGGUCGCGGACGUAAGCAUGCUGCGGCGCAAGAGCCAAAGAUCUUUGAGGGUGUACAGAAGAAAGAGAAGCUUGAGGAACUUGUCGUUGCUAGACGGGAGCGAGAUGUACGCGUCGAUAGUGAUGGCAGCACGUUGAUCUUUCCAGAGAUUGUGCCCCAUGAUGUGCUGGGCUCGCCAUCGAGCCCGUUCGCUGGGGAAGAGUAUACAUACUUUGCCUUUCCUAUCCAGUUUACCCAGUCGAUGAGAUACAUGGUGUAUCAAUGUAAGCAUCCAGCACCUCGCUCUUUGGCUGAGCAACCACUGAUCUAUAGAGUAGUCCACACAGCAGUCUGCGAUGCCAUCUAUCCCUCAUUCUUUUGUUCUCGAACAGAACAAGUUGGGUCACCAUGGUUUAAAUACAUGGUUUCUGACCAAGCUUUCCUUCACUGCUUGCUCGCCAUGGUGGCAACCUACCUCAACCUCUUCCGCAAACCAGACUGCGAACCUCUCGAAGCCACACGCCAUUUCUCACAAACUCUUCGUCUCAUCAACCCCAAGCUCAUGCAACCUACGCCUCCACAAGAUUCAACCAUCGCCAUCAUUGUCUCCCUUGCCAUCCAUUCCAAACUCAUCCGAGAUCCACCCAAGUGCUCUAUGCACCUAGACGGUCUUCAACGCCUCGUCGAUCUACGAGGUGGACUAUCAGAAAUCAGCGAGUCUAAUCGUGCACUUCUUCACAAGAUACUUCGCACUGAUAUCGAGCUCGCCAUCUCCCUUGGUGCUCGCACACGGUAUGGAGCUGGAGGACUCACUGCGGCAACUCCCGGCCCUACAGCUGCGAGGGUCCUCAGGUAUCCUCUGAACCAGAUGUGCGAGACACUACGGCACAUGACACGAGAGACGCUGGCUCUGUGUCGACAGCCUGGAAAGGCUAAGAUGGUGGCUCUGCAGUACCAGGACAUCUUGAUCUGGCUGUGGCAGCGGCUGAUAGACUUUGCACCGCUGAGUGAGAAGAGACCGCUCGAUCCGCUCGAUGAUAUGUGGCAUCUGGGCCUCUUGACUUUCUUGGCUACUAUAACUUGGCCAACGAGUUUCCUGCGAGGUCUCAACUGUGGGCUCUUGCAAAAAUUGCUUCGAGAGCGUAUUGACAGCAAAGUCUUGCUGGAGAGAGGCGAUGAUUACAGAGCCUUAUGGUUUUGGAUCGUCUUUGUUUACGCUAUGCUGUUACCCGAAGAUAACUAUGAGCAACUCCCUGUCCAGAAAAUACGAGAGAUGGCAGAGGAGUUGAAUAUUGGGACAUGGGAGGAGGUCAAGGUGGCCUUUCGACCGUUUCCAUGGAUUGGAAUUCUCCAUGACGCACCUGGAAAGAAGCUAUGGGAGUUGAUCAACGACUGA
Messenger RNA from Fusarium keratoplasticum, 1479 nucleotides. RefSeq lists its product as uncharacterized. The record is from RefSeq and is a predicted model, not a curated record. The transcript is spliced from 2 exons. The coding region runs from base 1 to 1479 and encodes 492 amino acids. Lineage: Eukaryota; Fungi; Ascomycota; Sordariomycetes; Hypocreales; Nectriaceae.